Molecule: messenger RNA, 396 nt
Organism: Vicia villosa (hairy vetch)
Lineage: Eukaryota; Viridiplantae; Streptophyta; Magnoliopsida; Fabales; Fabaceae
Exons: 3
Coding region: 1-396 (131 amino acids)
Source: RefSeq, a predicted model, not a curated record
AUGGAUUCAAUUGGAUGGUAUGAGCAUGCUAAAGAUCUGAAAAAGAAGAUUAUGAAGUUUUAUGAAGAUUUGGUUGGUGUUGCAGCAGAGGAAAGCCUCAUACAACCUAUAUCUGAGAAAGAAACAUGGGAAGCCUUAAAAGGGAUAGGAGACUCUAAAGCACCAAACAUAGACUAUUACAGUUCUAAAAAAUUCAAAGCUAGUUGGCCAAUUAUAAAGGGUGAUGGUAUUGAUGCUAUCAUGGAUUUCUUCAACAAUAAUAGACUGUAUGUUGCUCUAAACUAUGGCUUAGUUACUUUGAUUCCAAAGAGCAAUGAGUCUGUUUUUGUACCGGGGAAAAUAAUACAUGACAAAAUUAGUAUAGCUCGUGAAUUGCUCAAAGGAUAUAACAAAUAG